AUGACUGACUUUACUAAUGAAUUAAACCGUGUACUACUUGCCCUUAGUAACCACGAAAAUGUAAUUCUCACUGGUGAUCUCAACGCCAGACAUCAAGCUUGGGGAGACAGAUUAAGCAAUGCCAAAGGUAACAUAGUUGUCAACGAAACAAUCAGCACAAACCUACAGUGCGUCAACAACGGAGCCAUCACCCACCUCACCAACAAUAGCACAGGAAGUGUAAUCGACGUAACAUUUACAAACAUCAGCAGUAACAGUAGAAAGUGGACAUGUCACCAAGUACACCUAGGGGGCAGCAAACAUUUCCCAAUCACCAUCGAAAUUACUAACACAGGAAAGAAACCCAACUACUUCAUACCCAAACAGCGACUUGCUCAGGAAAUAUCCAAGAAUAACAUCGACAUGUCAAUAGCUAACUGGACUUACAACUUCUUCUCAAAAAGGACUCCCACCUUAGGAAACCAUACAGUUGAAAUUACCUCUGGCCUCCCUCAAGGAAGUUGUUUAUCGCCUACACUUUUUAACAUUUACACAGCCCAGCUUCACGAAAUAAAUGAUACCCAAACACAACUCUUUCAAUUUGCCGACGAUCUAGCCAUUAUAUCAACAAAUACUAAUAAAAUUACAGCAGCACACAAUUUGCAAAACAAAAUUGAAGAAUUACAGAUUUCAACAUACUAGUCAACGGCACAAACAUUGAGCAAGUUCUACAUUUUAAAUGGUUAGGAAGGACAAUCAGCGCCAACUCCACAAUCAAGGCUCACGUCAGCAAUGUUAAAAAAGCAAUAACUUCUGCAUUUGUCCGGUCAAAGGCAGAAUACGCCAGCACCAGCUAUGCCAAUGCGCCGAAAGUAUACAAUAAACAACUGCAAACCAGCUUGAAC
This is a messenger RNA of Rhagoletis pomonella (apple maggot), 884 nucleotides long. RefSeq lists its product as uncharacterized. The transcript has 4 exons. Gene Ontology annotation, molecular function: catalytic activity. NCBI's taxonomy places the organism in Eukaryota, Metazoa, Arthropoda, Insecta, Diptera, Tephritidae. The record is from RefSeq and is a predicted model, not a curated record. The coding region runs from base 1 to 681 and encodes 226 amino acids.